This is a messenger RNA of Lagopus muta (rock ptarmigan), 936 nucleotides long. RefSeq lists its product as uncharacterized. The transcript is spliced from 4 exons. Lineage: Eukaryota; Metazoa; Chordata; Aves; Galliformes; Phasianidae. Bases 21 to 893 code for a protein of 290 amino acids. The record is from RefSeq and is a predicted model, not a curated record.
UCCGGCCCUCCCGGGGGCUGAUGGGGGGGGAAGGGUCAACAAAUCCCCACUCGCUGUGCUGCUCGCACGGAAUGCCCCAACUCCCUUCUCCUCCCCCCCCGACGGGAGGGGUCACGGGGCGGGAUCCUUCUCGGCACUCUUGGGGGACAGUCCAUGGCCAGGAAACAACACCACAGCCCCAGCCCAGCUCAUCCGUAGGUGUCACCACGUCGACACGUGAGGAGCCUUCACCCAGCUCAGGGGCAGCUGAAACACAGACGUUGCCACAGAACACAACUGCCAGCAAAGAGGCAGCAGCCUCUCCAUCUCCACCGCACACCACUGCAACACCACCUUCACCUGCGGCCCCAAGCACUUCAGCAUCUGAACCUCCCUCCAGCCCUGCAGGGUCACCAUCUCUGCCCGUGACACCGGGCUCAGCUCUGCCGACCACAGCCCCAUCCAACGGCCCCACCACAUCAGCCCCAUCCAAGCUGACCUCAGUGCCCAACCACACGUGGUCCCCAGGCACAGCGCUGACCCCGUCCUCUCCUGGGCAGCCCACCCCCCCUCCCAGCUCUGCUGUGCCCACCGCCAGCCCCGCUCCUGGCACUUCCUCGGCUCUCAGCUCCAGCACUGCGCAGCUGCUUGGGACUGGCAGCCUGGCACAGCCCUCCUCCAAAUCCAACCCCGGAGUGGUGGUGAUUGUCUGCCUCUUUGUGGCUGUGCUGGUCGGGGCCGUGGCCAUGCUGCUGGUGCGGCUGUGCCGCUGCAGGAAGCCCCACUUCCAGAGGCUGGACGAGGUGCCCAUGGGCAAAGUGUCAGAGGAAUCCUCCUUUGCCCGUCACCCCCCCCAGGUGACCCCGCUGUGCCGAAUAAAGAUGCUGCAGCCCCGGCUUUGGUUUCCCAUCUGAGCUGCACCCCCGUGGGUGUCAAAUCCUCGGGGAGGGGGUCGGG